Messenger RNA from Lacerta agilis (Sand lizard), 3949 nucleotides. RefSeq names its product serine/threonine-protein phosphatase 4 regulatory subunit 1-like. NCBI's taxonomy places the organism in Eukaryota, Metazoa, Chordata, Lepidosauria, Squamata, Lacertidae. The record is from RefSeq and is a predicted model, not a curated record. The transcript has 20 exons. The coding region runs from base 89 to 2914 and encodes 941 amino acids. Gene Ontology annotation, biological process: protein dephosphorylation. Gene Ontology annotation, molecular function: protein phosphatase regulator activity.
GCUGCUGCUGCUCCUCCUCCUCGGCCCGGUCCCUCCUCUCCCUCCUCCGCCGCUCUCCUCCCUCCUCCUCGCCCAGGACCAUUUCAAAAUGGCCGGGAUCCCUUUGUAUUUUGUGGAUUUGCAGGAUGACUUAGAUGAUUUUGGGUUUGAAGACUAUGGACCAGAUUGUGAUAGCAUGAGGAUAACUGCAUUCUUGGACAUUCCAGGACAGGAUAACUUGGCUCCGCUUGCACGUCUGGAAAAAUAUGCUUUUAGUGAUAAUAUAUUUAACAGCCUUUACAGGCAAAUCAUUGCCAGGGGUCUACUUGAUGUCUUUCGAGAUUUCAGUCACAAUGAAGAAGAUUACUUGACAGUAAUGGCAAUAGUGGUCCGACUGGCUGAAGAUACAGAGCCUACUGUACGGACAGAAUUAAUGGAGCAGAUACCACCCAUUGCUAUUUUUCUACAGGAGAGUAGACAAAACUUUCCUACCUCCUUUUCUGAAUACCUUAUGCCUAUUGUGGUGAGAUAUCUCACAGAUCCAAAUAACCAGGUUAGAAAAGCAAGCCAGGACUCACUGCUCAUACUACUGGAACAAGGUCUUGUUGGUCAAUAUGAUAUUGAAAAUAAAGUGUGUCCAAUCCUGUUAGAUCUUUCCGCUCCUGAGAGUGAUGAUGAAUACAAAGUGGAAGCUGUAAACAUAAUCUGCAAAAUGGCUUCUAUGGUGAACAAAUCAACGGUUGAACAGUUGCUGCUUCCCCGAUUCUGUGAACUCUGUGGUGAUGGGAAACUCUUUCAAGUUCGGAAGGUUUGUGCAGCAAACUUUGGAGAUAUUUGCAAUGCUGUGGGGCAAGAAGCCACAGAAAAGAACUUGAUUCCAAAGUUUUUUGAGCUCUGCUCUGAUAGUGUUUGGGGUAUGCGAAAAGCUUGUGCUGAAUGCUUUAUGGCUGUCUCCUACACCAUUUCACCUGAAGUUCGGAGAAGCAAGCUGUCUCCCCUCUUUAUUAGUCUCAUCAGUGACCCUUGCAGAUGGGUUCGUCAAGCUGCUUUCCAGUCCCUCGGGCCGUUUAUUUCUACUUUUGCAAACCCUUCCAGUGCUGGUCUUUACAUUCGGGAGGAUGGGACACUUAGCAUCCGGCCUUCCAGUCCAUGCCCAACAGGCAACAAUACAAAUGACGUGCCAUCCAGUCCAGAGGAGCAAGUGGGGGGGAAAUUGGAAUCACUGACAGACGGGCCUUCUGCUAGAUGUGAGAAUUCAAAUUCAGGUGCAACAGAAGAAAGUUCAGCUACACAAGUAACCAUUGGAGUAGAUCAGACUAUAUUGACUCAGAGUGAUAAUGCUGAUCCUUAUGUGACCAAGGAUAUUAAGGAAUGUCAAAUCAACAGUUAUCAGGAAGUGAACUCAAGGGUCCAAUCAGCAGAGGAUGUGUUCAAUACCUUCUUAUAUUGGCGUCCUCCUCUUCCUGACAUAAGUCAGGAUCUAGAACUGCUUCAGUGCAAAACUGAGAUACAUGAAGAGAGCUGUCCGGCGUCGGAAGUUCUUUGUAAUAAUUGUGUUGCCAGCAGUGAAAUAAAAAAAGUUCUGCAGAGUUUGCAGGAACACAUGGAUGACCCAGAUGUUCAAGCUCAGGUUCAAGUACUGUCUGCUGCACUUAGAGCUGCUCACCUUGAUUCUGUCGGUUGCUAUGAGAUCAAGCAGAAUGAAGAAGUCAAUGGGAACUACCCAGAAGAUACACCAGGUUUGGUCCUUGAUCCCAAUUCAGUGAAUGACAGCACCUUAUCAUCAUUGCCAAGCCAGGAUGAGGCAAUUAACCCAUCCAGUCCAACUGUGAUUAAAAAUAUGGACUCAGAAGAGCAACACAGUGGGGACAACAAAGCUUUAGAGGCAGAAAAGAAUGAUCCACUUCAUGAAGAAGAUAAAUCAAAAUUACAGGAUAUCAUACCUCAGCCUUUAUUGGACCAGUACUUAUCUAUGACGGACCCUGCUCGAGCACAGACUGUUGAUACUGAAAUUGCAAAACACUGUGCGUACAGCCUUCCUGGUGUGGCCUUAACACUUGGUAGGCAGAACUGGCAUUGUUUGAAAGACACAUACGAGACCUUGGCAUCAGAUGUACAGUGGAAGGUGCGUCGGACACUUGCUUUCUCUAUUCAUGAACUGGCUGUUAUUUUGGGAGAUCAGUUAACAGCAGCGGAUCUAGUGCCUAUUUUCAACGGCUUCUUAAAAGAUCUGGAUGAAGUGCGAAUUGGAAUCCUUAAACAUCUUUAUGACUUCCUUAAGUUGCUUCACGCUGACAAAAGACGUGAGUACCUUUACCAGCUACAAGAAUUUGUGGUUACGGAUAACAGCAGGAAUUGGCGGUUUCGUUAUGAGCUUGCAGAGCAACUCAUUUUGAUACUGGAGCUCUAUAACCCCAAUGACGUCUAUGACUAUUUGCGGCAUAUUGCACUAACACUCUGUUCAGAUAAAGUUUCUGAAGUCAGGUGGAUCUCCUUCAAGCUGGUUGUGGCAAUAUUACAGAAAUUUUAUGCAAACAGUGCAAACUCUCUGGGUUUAAAUUUCAUUAAUGAGUUGAUUGUGAGGUUCCGCCAUUGUUCCAAGUGGGUUGGAAGACAAGCAUUUGCCUUCAUCUGCCAGGCAGUCGUUGAAGAGGAGUGCAUGCCUGCUGACCAUUUUGUUGAACACUUGUUACCCAGCCUUCUAAGUCUGGCUUCUGAUCCUGUGCCAAAUGUAAGGGUUCUGCUUGCUAAAGCUCUGAGGCAAACAUUGUUGGAGAAAGUAUAUUUUAGAAGUGUUGGCAACCCUCACCUUGAAGCCGUUGAAGAGACUGUCCUAGUUCUGCAGGCGGACAGGGACCAGGAUGUUUCCUUUUUUGCCACCAUCAAACCAAAACACAAUAAUAUGCACAUUACUUCACUUGAGAAGCAAAAUUAACUUCAUUUGUCCGUGUGGACCACAAAAUGAUGACUCAGCUAACAGGUUGCUGCUUUGGCAAUGAACCUGGAGGAAGGACUGCAUCAAGCAACCAAUGUAACCGAAGGGGAAAGGGCUUGUUCUUAAUACCGUCAUUUAAACGAGGAACACGUUGACCUUUUUAUCUACAGACUGGCAAUACUGAUAUGGAAUGCCCACCAAUCAUUCAGCUUUUGGUUUUUUGCCUUUCAAGGAUGUGGGUGGGGACACUCCUCUCCACAGAAAGUAUUUAUGUAUUGCUUGUGUGAAGUUGUACACAUUCAUUGCUUCAUCGUCACCCCAGAUAACAGGAAUAUGCCUUUUGAGCAUGGUGACUCAGAGACAAGGGAAGGCUAAUCACUUGACUUCCAAUUCAGAAUGGCGCACAGAGCUGUAUCGUCAGUGAACAUAGAAAAUGUGGACUCUCACCCGUUUUGUUGUAGUGGACACUCACUGUUGCAUUGCUAAUGGCAUCACAUUUUAUUAUAUAAAUUCAUCCAGAACGUUGGAAAAGAAUUUGGAAAACUUGAAUCCAUAUCUGUAAGCCAUUUUUUUUUAAAAAAACAAACAAACAGCACAGUUGUUUUAUUAGAGCAAAAGUAAAUUUUCAUUCCCCCUGGGUGGAGGUGGGGUGUGUGUGUGUGUGUGUGUGUGAGAGAGAGAGAGAGAGAGAGAGAGAGAGAGAGAGAGAGAGAGAGAUUCAUAGUGGUAGCUUGCCUUCAUUCUUGCAGUUAUCUCUCAAUCUUUUUCUGAUAAAGAUGUUACAUUAAUAUAAGCUGCAGUUCUCAAACAACUAACUUUGAAGUAGUUCUUGUAUAUUUGUUGGGCCUACUCCAAAGUAAGUGGUUUGAGGCUUGUGGAUAUAGACUGUUGGGCCUUCAAUCCUGGGAUAUGGUUGGAAUUUGUUCAAAAGUCUGGAGAACACACACAAGCUUUUGCUUGUUUAUGAGUGCAAGGUCAGAGAUCUGGGAAUCUGGGUUUAUCUACUUUGGGUCUUGAGAGUUGCUUCCCCCCCCC